UGCCGCCGCCGCCGCCGCCGUUCUUCUAGCAGCCAUGAGCAAAAAGACGCAGGUCUCGUACGUGCCGCCGGCCGAGCCGGCCUUCCUGAGCCGCCUCAAGAGGGAGGUCGGCUAUCGGGAGGGGCCCACGGUGGAGACCAAGAGAGAGCAGCUCCUGGCUCCUGCGGAAGAUGGUGAGAGUGGCAGUGACAAAGAAGAUGAACAACCACAAGUGGUAGUACUGAAAAAAGGGGACCUGACCCCAGAAGAAGUGAUGAAAAUUAAACAGGAAAUCAAAGAUGCUUCAAAAUCAGAUGAAGAACCAGAGCCUGAUGAUGGAAAAAUUGUGUUCAAGAAGCCAAGUAAGCGUUCAUCAGAAGAGAAAUUUUCGGGCCUGACUGCAAGUUCAAGUAAGAAGAAAAAAGAAUCAAAGAAAACUAAGAGGGACUCAACACCCCCUCAGAAUGCAGCUAAACAAAUUAAAAAUAGCAGCCUUCUCUCAUUUGAUGAUGAAGAAAAUGAUGAUUAGGAGUUGUGCAUGGUUUUAUGUUUUGCAUAUUUUCCCUUACAAACAUUAGAGCAAAAAUGAGGUGCAUCUUUUAGGUGGAGACUUAGGGCCUGCUUCUCCUUUUACUCUGGGGUAAAUCCACUGAUGUCAGAGGAAGACUAUAUAAUACUGGUGUGAGGUGAGAGUCAAGCCCUAAUUUUUCAAUUCAGAUGGUACUGCAUGCACAGUAUUUAGGACUGUAAUUUUAAAAGAGAACUUAAAUGUGUGUGCAAAAUAAAAUCCAUACAAAUGGCUGUUUAAGAUCCCAUAUAUUAGCAAAAUACUUGGGUACAUGUAAAACUUAAUACAUUUGCAAACAAAAUACUUUAAAAUCAUUUCCCUCAUUUAAAUUUUUUUUUUCUGUUUACUAAGUGGCCAAAGACCUGAGUUAAUAGUUGUAUAUUUUUGUCCUGUUAGAGUUGACCUCCCGAACAGUCAAAACAGUAUAAAGACUUGGGAGCUAAAAUCUGACCUUAACUCAGUUACAACUUGACAUUUUUUCCCCUAUAUGUAUGGGCUGAAUGAUUGGGUCUGUUUAUUGUAGUCCUUAUGUGUAUGACCCAGCACCUAGUAAAGCCAUGGGAAUUUUGAUUGCUGCCCUCAGUGGAUGCAGAUGAAGCCUGUAAGCACUGACUUAAGUGGAACUGCUCUGUGAUUAAGGGUUACAGGAUUGGAUCCUUACUGAUUUGCAUCAGAUCUUGCACAGGAAAGAAAUCUCUGAACUGUGAAUUUGGAGAUUAUGUAGGGAAAGCCAUUUAGUCCAUUUUGGAUACCAUGGUGAUGGCUAUAUAUUAAAAAAAAAACUGGAUAGAAAGUUUUUUUUUGUAAUUAUGUCUAUGUAUUAGUGAUUAUUUGGGAUCUGACAGCUUGUAAAAUAUUUCAUUUCACCUUUAAGCUAUAGAAAACUGUUUAGAGUAGAAACAUUGUAAGCAGGAACUGUUGGGGAAAGCUGCAGGUUUUAUAAUAUGAGAUAAAAUAAGUCAUUGAAGUUGCAUAGCUGGGACAAUAUCUAAUUUGUCAACUCUUCUACAGUCACACACAGCAGAUGAAAGUGACCGUUCUUAAAUGGUUUACACAAAAAGAUUCAAGAUAACAUUGAGAGCUGAUGUGGUUUCCAACAACAACAAUCCUACUGAAAAUACUAUGUCCUUUGAAACUCUUUACAUAUAAAGAAAAAGGAGUACUGGUGGCACCUUAGAGACUAACAAAUUUAUUAGAGCAUAAGCUUUCGUGAGCUACAGCUCACUUCAUCGGAUGAAGUGAGCUGUAGCUCACGAAAGCUUAUGCUCUAAUAAAUUUGUUAGUCUCUAAGGUGCCACCAGUACUCCUUUUUCUUUUUGCGAAUACAGACUAACACGGCUGCUACUCUGAAACCUGUUUACAUAUAAUUACAGAACAUACAAUAUGUCCAAUCAGGAGCUGAUAGUAGACUGCCGCAACAUUAUAGGAAAAGAGACCAGGAACCCAUUUCCUUGCUUAUGUGACAGAACAUGUGAAAUGAAUGGGAAUGCAAAGCUUCAUUAAGGAGCUGAUCUAAAGUUGCUGUGUGAGACAGCUGUUUUUAGUUUAACUCUGUUAAUAUUGGUAUUAAAACUUUAAAUGUGUGAUAAAG
Dermochelys coriacea (leatherback sea turtle) is the source of this 2138-nucleotide messenger RNA. Its product is annotated as KIAA1143 ortholog. The transcript has 3 exons. The record is from RefSeq and is a predicted model, not a curated record. Lineage: Eukaryota; Metazoa; Chordata; Testudines; Dermochelyidae. Bases 35 to 508 code for a protein of 157 amino acids.